UAAUCGAAGCCCUUUGAAAUAUUCGUAAAAACGUAAUGUUCACAGUGGUCACGCUAAAGGGUUAAAAUAGACUUCUAUCUCUCAUAAAACUACUGGAUUUUCGCUUAAAUAUUGCUCAGAUGUAAUAUUGCUUUUUAAAGAUCUCUCAACUUAUCGUAAUAUAACAUAAUUUAUGAUACAAUAAUAUGUAACAGCAGAUCUGACAAAAAAAAGCAAUGUUCAGAAGCAAGAGUGUCUCUGAUUGGUCGGAUGGAGCAAUCUCCUGAUACCACCUUUUCGUACAUUCCUAUCAUUAUAGUAGCAUUUGAUUUACAGCAUUUUUGGCUGUAUUUGAGGAACAAUCCCAAAAUCUAUUUAUACAUUGACUCUCGACGUUACCAAAUUCUAAUUAAACUUUAAUCGAAUUCAUGGUCACAAUUGUUCCUGAUUCCCUCCACUUAUACAUAAAAUUUGUAACAUCAUUUAAAUUGUAUCCGUCUACGUUUGCAGUCGUCCUUUUUAUCGCAAGACACCAAAGAUUGUAAUGGGAGAGAAUCACUGGAAGGAUUGGAGACCUUUUAUUUAUGGAGGUUUAGCUUCAAUUGUUGCUGAAUUGGGUACCUUUCCUUUAGAUACAACAAAGACUCGUCUGCAAGUUCAAGGCCAAAAGUUAGACAAAAGGCAUUCAAACUUAAGAUAUUCUGGUAUGACAGAUGCUUUGCUUCAAAUAUCGAAACAAGAGGGAUUUAAAGGUUUAUAUUCUGGAAUCAGUUCAGCUAUUUUAAGACAAGCCACUUAUGGAACUAUAAAAUUUGGAACCUAUUAUUCAUUGAAACAAACAGCUAUGGAUAGAUGGGAAACAGAUGACUUUGUUCUUAUAAAUAUUGUAUGUGCUGCAUUAGCUGGAGCAAUCUCAAGUGCAAUAGCUAAUCCCACAGAUGUAGUGAAAGUACGAAUGCAAGUAACUGGUGCUGACUCAAACCUAUCAUUAUUUGGUUGCUUUCAAGAUGUAUAUAGACAUGAAGGUGUUCGUGGUUUAUGGAGGGGUGUAGGACCCACUGCUCAAAGGGCAGCAAUUAUUGCUGCUGUAGAAUUACCCAUAUAUGACUAUAGUAAAAAUAAACUUAUGACAGUUUUGGAAGACAGUGUUACUAACCAUUUUCUGUCUAGUUUUAUAGCUAGCAUGGGAAGUGCGAUAGCUUCUACUCCUAUAGACGUUGUUCGCACUCGUUUGAUGAAUCAAAGGAGAAUACGUACGGGUGGUACAUUACCACCUCAUAUUUACAGUGGCAGUGUAGACUGUUUCGUUCAGACCUUUAAGACUGAAGGAUUUUUGGCAUUGUAUAAGGGUUUUGUGCCUACAUGGUUUCGAAUGGGACCUUGGAAUAUCAUAUUUUUUAUAACAUAUGAACAAUUGAAACACAUGGAUCAUCCACUUUAAUAAUGAAGUCAAAUGGUGAAGUACUCAACUAAAUACCAAUAAGUAAAAUAAAAUAGGCAAAACAAAAGUACCUUGGCUGCUAAAAAAGUUAGCAAUACCAAAGUUCUAACUUGUAAAAUCGUGUCACAAAUUUUAUUCUAUCAAAAUCUCGCACCUCCUGUAGAUCUGUAUAGAAUACACAAUUUUUUUGCAGUCAGUGUACGCGUGUGUGUAAGUGUGAGAAAACACUGGUAAUAAUAAUAGAUGAUUCAUUAAUUAGUAUGAUUCACUUGUAUGAACGUUAAAAUAUGUAUGUUCAGACACAUGAAAGUAAUUACACAUAAAGGAAAUGUACAAAAAAUAAAUAAAAACCACUCUUUUCAAUGGUGAUACAGAAUAACUAAUGAAAGUACGUUCAAAAUAUAAAAAUAGUCAGUAAAAUAUUUUAUCCAGUUUAUUGUGAAACAGUACUAGUCAAUAUUUGAAUCUCUCAUGAAUCAAAUAAAUAACGCACAUCUUAUAUUUAAGUAUGAUUGUAUACUGCACUAAGUGUACGUUUGCGUUUAGAUUUACUUUUCGCGGAAGCAACAUGUCUGAACACUGGAGGGAAAUUUAUAAAAAGAAAAAACACAUUAAUUUAAUUAAUUAAAAGUAACAUAUUUGUAUUUAAAAUACUCAGUUAUAAACUGUAAGGAAUGCAUAACAAUACAACAUUCAAAUUAAUGUAUUAUCAACUUUUGUAACAUAUAUUUCGGUACCAACCAACAUUAUAAAAAUUCAAACAAAUUUUCCUGUUGCAAUACAAGUAUUAAAAGACGAA
Molecule: messenger RNA, 2219 nt
Organism: Hylaeus anthracinus
Lineage: Eukaryota; Metazoa; Arthropoda; Insecta; Hymenoptera; Colletidae
Gene: Bmcp
Product: mitochondrial uncoupling protein Bmcp
Exons: 8
Coding region: 524-1420 (298 amino acids)
Biological process (GO): transmembrane transport
Source: RefSeq, a predicted model, not a curated record